Messenger RNA from Sapajus apella (tufted capuchin), 15187 nucleotides. It is a transcript of the gene ANK3, whose product is annotated as ankyrin 3. NCBI's taxonomy places the organism in Eukaryota, Metazoa, Chordata, Mammalia, Primates, Cebidae. The transcript has 49 exons. The coding region runs from base 1151 to 13747 and encodes 4198 amino acids. Gene Ontology annotation, molecular function: protein binding. The record is from RefSeq and is a predicted model, not a curated record. Gene Ontology annotation, biological process: signal transduction.
AUUUCAGCAGUGUUUUGCUAAAGCUCUUACUGUGAAUACUGUGUAGUAUGUGUACAAAUGACUCCUAACUUAUUAGAUUUCUUCCAGUGCGUGCAUCCUGGCAGAAGACACCCCAGCAGGCCUCGAGCACUGCUGCUGCUUCACUUCACAUAAUGAAUAUUCAGAGGCUGCAGUCAUUGAGAACUCAGGUGGCAAAAAUAGUAAGGUGAUUGAAGCAAACCCUAACAUGAAAGCAAAUCUGCAUUUCAGCGACUCAGACACACUGAUUACAGCACAGAUUCCUGACCCCCAGACCCCAUGAGAGGAGAGUCCUGGGGAACCUCCUAUGAAUCAGGCAUCUGUUCCAUACACCAACCUGCUCACGUCUUUCUGUAUGAUGUGUUGUAAUCAGCAUAUUGUUUUUAAAAGACAACAAGCCCUUCUGUAGUCCUCUCCACAAAAUGCAUUUAGGCUGAUAGUUGUUCAGCAUAAAGGACGGACUGUUGAGACGGGCAAUACGUGCAUUGUUUCCCUGUAAUGCAGUCAGGAUCUCCAGAGCAAAAUUUAGUGUGUUUUUUGAAAUCUUAUUUUAUAUAUUUUGUCACCAUCAGCAGUUGAACUAAAGUAGGAACAGCUCCAUUCUAUCAGGGGUUAAAUUAUUCUCAGUGUAGAUCUAGUGGUGAUGUAUAAAUUGCAGCCUUUUCUUUUUUUCAAAGGAUUCUAAAAUAGGUUUUCAGAAUUAGUGCUGGAUUUCUGCUUCUGCAUGUGUGGUGACUCUUGAUUCUUCCCCUUUGGAGAAGCAUCCUUUGCAGCAUUCCCCCUUCCGAGGAAUCACUUAGACACUUCCAGCUGGUGGCAGGGGAUACAGCCAUAAUACAGCUUCCUCUGUCCCAGCUGUCUUCUUCACUACAGUAAAUGCAUUACGAUGGCUGCACUCUCCUGUAAAGGUUCAGGUAGAGGAAGGUGUAGGAUGAAGUCCGGACAGCGUCGUUGGGGUUUUUAAAAGCUUCAGCUUCUCCAGCAUCUUUUCAUUGUGAAUGUCUUCCUGCUGCUAGUCAAAGCUUUCUCUCUAGUGGUUGGAAUGCCGCUGUAAGCCUGAUUAAAGGUGCCUGAGGAUAUCACCUUUUACAAGGAAGCCCUGCGUGCUUGAGAGGAUCUUUUUAAAUGCAUUAUGGCUCAUGCAGCCUCACAAUUAAAGAAAACCAGGGAUUUAGAAAUCAAUGCUGAAGAAGAGCCUGAGAAAAAAAGGAAACACCGCAAACGGUCCCGGGAUCGGAAGAAAAAGUCUGAUGCCAACGCAAGUUACUUAAGAGCAGCUCGAGCUGGACACCUUGAAAAGGCCCUCGACUACAUAAAAAAUGGAGUUGACAUCAACAUUUGCAAUCAGAAUGGGUUGAAUGCUCUCCAUCUUGCUUCCAAAGAAGGCCAUGUAGAAGUUGUUUCUGAGCUGCUACAGAGAGAAGCCAAUGUGGACGCAGCUACGAAGAAAGGAAACACAGCAUUGCACAUCGCAUCUUUGGCUGGGCAAGCAGAGGUAGUAAAAGUCUUGGUUACAAAUGGAGCCAAUGUCAAUGCACAAUCUCAGAAUGGUUUCACGCCAUUGUAUAUGGCAGCCCAGGAAAAUCACCUGGAAGUUGUCAAGUUUCUUCUUGACAAUGGUGCAAGCCAGAGCCUAGCCACAGAGGAUGGCUUCACACCAUUGGCAGUGGCUUUGCAACAAGGUCACGACCAAGUCGUUUCGCUCCUGCUAGAGAAUGACACCAAAGGAAAAGUGCGUCUCCCAGCUCUUCAUAUCGCGGCCCGAAAAGACGACACGAAAGCAGCCGCCCUGCUGCUACAGAAUGACAACAAUGCGGAUGUGGAAUCAAAGAUGGUGGUGAAUAGAACAACAGAGAGUGGCUUCACUCCGCUCCACAUAGCUGCUCACUAUGGAAAUAUCAAUGUAGCCACGUUGCUGUUAAACCGAGCGGCUGCUGUGGACUUCACCGCAAGGAAUGACAUCACUCCUUUACAUGUUGCAUCAAAAAGAGGAAAUGCAAAUAUGGUAAAACUAUUGCUUGAUCGAGGAGCUAAAAUCGAUGCCAAAACCAGGGAUGGUCUGACACCAUUGCACUGUGGAGCAAGGAGCGGCCAUGAGCAGGUGGUAGAAAUGUUGCUUGAUCGAGCUGCCCCCAUUCUUUCAAAAACCAAGAAUGGAUUGUCUCCAUUGCACAUGGCCACACAAGGGGAUCAUUUAAACUGCGUCCAGCUUCUCCUCCAGCAUAAUGUACCCGUGGACGAUGUCACCAAUGACUACCUGACUGCCCUACACGUGGCUGCCCACUGUGGCCAUUACAAGGUCGCCAAGGUUCUCUUGGAUAAGAAAGCUAACCCCAAUGCCAAAGCCUUGAAUGGCUUUACCCCUCUUCACAUUGCCUGCAAGAAGAAUCGAAUUAAAGUAAUGGAACUCCUUCUGAAACACGGUGCAUCCAUCCAAGCUGUAACCGAGUCGGGCCUUACCCCAAUCCAUGUUGCUGCCUUCAUGGGGCAUGUAAAUAUUGUAUCACAACUAAUGCAUCAUGGAGCCUCGCCAAACACCACCAAUGUGAGAGGAGAAACAGCACUGCACAUGGCGGCUCGCUCUGGCCAAGCUGAAGUUGUGCGGUAUCUGGUACAAGACGGAGCUCAGGUAGAAGCUAAAGCUAAGGAUGACCAAACCCCACUCCACAUUUCAGCCCGACUGGGGAAAGCAGACAUAGUCCAACAGCUGUUGCAGCAAGGGGCAUCUCCAAAUGCAGCCACAACUUCUGGGUACACCCCACUUCACCUUUCUGCCCGAGAGGGGCAUGAGGAUGUUGCCGCAUUCCUUUUGGAUCAUGGAGCAUCUUUAUCUAUAACAACAAAGAAAGGAUUUACUCCUCUUCAUGUGGCAGCAAAAUAUGGAAAGCUUGAAGUCGCCAAUCUCCUGCUACAGAAAAGCGCAUCUCCGGAUGCUGCUGGGAAGAGCGGGCUAACCCCACUGCAUGUAGCUGCACAUUACGAUAAUCAGAAAGUGGCCCUUCUGCUUUUGGACCAAGGAGCCUCACCUCACGCAGCCGCAAAGAAUGGUUAUACGCCACUGCACAUUGCUGCCAAAAAGAACCAGAUGGACAUAGCGACAACUCUGCUGGAAUAUGGUGCUGAUGCCAACGCAGUUACCCGGCAAGGAAUUGCUUCCGUCCAUCUUGCAGCGCAGGAAGGGCACGUGGACAUGGUGUCGCUGCUCCUUGGUAGAAAUGCGAAUGUGAACCUGAGCAAUAAGAGUGGCCUGACCCCACUCCAUUUGGCUGCUCAAGAAGAUAGAGUGAAUGUGGCAGAAGUCCUCGUAAACCAAGGAGCUCAUGUGGACGCCCAGACGAAGAUGGGAUACACACCACUGCAUGUGGGCUGCCACUAUGGAAAUAUCAAGAUUGUUAAUUUCCUGCUCCAGCAUUCUGCAAAAGUUAACGCCAAAACAAAGAAUGGGUAUACGCCAUUACAUCAAGCAGCGCAGCAGGGACAUACGCAUAUAAUAAACGUCUUACUUCAGAACAAUGCCUCCCCCAAUGAACUCACCGUGAAUGGGAAUACUGCCCUUGGCAUUGCCCGGCGCCUUGGCUACAUCUCAGUAGUGGACACCCUGAAAAUAGUGACCGAAGAGACCAUGACCACAACUACCAUCACAGAGAAGCACAAAAUGAAUGUUCCAGAAACGAUGAAUGAAGUUCUUGAUAUGUCUGAUGAUGAAGUUCGUAAAGCCAAUGCCCCUGAAAUCCUCAGUGAUGGUGAAUAUAUCUCAGAUGUUGAAGAAGGUAAUAGAUGCACAAGGUACAAAAUUCCCAAGGUGCAAGAGUUUACAGUGAAAAGUGAAGAUGCAAUGACGGGGGAUACAGACAAGUAUCUUGGGCCACAGGACCUUAAGGAACUGGGUGAUGAUUCCCUGCCUGCAGAGGGUUACAUGGGCUUUAGUCUCGGAGCACGUUCUGCCAGUCCCAAGAUCAGCCUCCGCUCCUUCAGUUCGGAUAGGUCUUACACCUUGAACAGAAGCUCCUAUGCACGGGACAGCAUGAUGAUUGAAGAACUCCUUGUGCCAUCCAAAGAGCAGCAUCUAACAUUCACAAGGGAAUUUGAUUCAGAUUCUCUUAGACAUUACAGCUGGGCUGCCGACACCUUAGACAAUGUCAAUCUUGUUUCAAGCCCCAUUCAUUCUGGCUAUUCUUCUCCACUUCCUCAGUAUGAUUCAAGGUUUCUGGUUAGUUUUAUGGUGGAUGCGAGAGGGGGCUCCAUGAGAGGAAGCCGUCACCACGGGAUGAGAAUCAUCAUUCCUCCACGCAAGUGUACGGCCCCCACUCGAAUCACCUGCCGUUUGGUAAAGAGACAUAAACUGGCCAACCCACCCCCCAUGGUGGAAGGAGAGGGAUUAGCCAGUAGGCUGGUAGAAAUGGGUCCUGCAGGGGCACAAUUUUUAGGUAAACUGCAUCUUCCUACCAAUCCUCCCCCUGUAAAUGAGGGUGAGAGCUUGGUUAGCCGAAUCCUGCAGCUGGGGCCUCAAGGAACAAAAUUUAUUGGCCCUGUCAUAGUGGAAAUCCCUCAUUUUGGGUCCAUGAGAGGAAAAGAAAGAGAACUUAUUGUUCUUCGAAGUGAAAAUGGUGAAACUUGGAAGGAGCAUCAAUUUGACAGCAAAAAUGAAGAUUUAACUGAGUUACUUAAUGGCAUGGAUGAAGAACUUGAUAGCCCAGAAGAAUUAGGGAAAAAGCGUAUCUGCAGGAUCAUCACGAAAGAUUUCCCCCAGUAUUUUGCUGUGGUUUCACGGAUUAAACAGGAAAGCAACCAGAUUGGUCCUGAAGGUGGGAUUCUGAGCAGUGCCACAGUGCCCCUUGUUCAGGCAUCUUUCCCAGAGGGCGCCCUAACUAAAAGAAUUCGUGUGGGCCUCCAGGCCCAGCCUGUUCCAGAUGAAAUUGUGAAAAAGAUCCUUGGAAACAAAGCAACAUUUAGCCCAAUUGUCACUGUGGAACCAAGAAGAAGGAAAUUCCAUAAACCAAUCACAAUGACCAUUCCGGUGCCCCCGCCCUCAGGAGAAGGUGUAUCCAAUGGAUACAAAGGGGACACCACACCCAAUCUUCGUCUCCUCUGUAGCAUUACAGGGGGCACUUCGCCUGCUCAGUGGGAAGACAUCACAGGAACAACUCCUUUGACGUUUAUAAAAGAUUGUGUGUCUUUUACAACCAAUGUUUCAGCCAGAUUUUGGCUUGCAGACUGCCAUCAAGUUUUAGAAACUGUGGGGUUAGCCACGCAACUAUACAGAGAAUUGAUAUGUGUUCCAUAUAUGGCCAAGUUUGUUGUUUUUGCCAAAAUGAAUGAUCCUGUAGAAUCUUCCUUGAGAUGUUUCUGCAUGACAGAUGACAAAGUGGACAAAACUUUAGAGCAGCAAGAGAAUUUUGAGGAAGUCGCAAGAAGCAAAGAUAUUGAGGUUCUGGAAGGAAAACCUAUUUAUGUUGAUUGUUAUGGAAAUUUGGCCCCACUUACCAAAGGAGGACAGCAACUCGUUUUUAACUUUUAUGCUUUCAAAGAAAAUAGACUGCCAUUUUCCAUCAAGAUUAGAGACACCAGCCAAGAGCCCUGUGGUCGUCUGUCCUUUCUGAAAGAACCAAAGACAACAAAAGGACUGCCUCAAACAGCUGUUUGCAACUUAAAUAUCACUCUGCCAGCACAUAAAAAGGAGACAGAGUCAGAUCAAGAUGAUGAGAUUGAGAAAACAGAUAGACGACAGAGCUUCGCAUCCUUAGCUUUACGUAAGCGCUACAGCUACUUGACUGAGCCUGGAAUGAAAACAGUUGAACGGAGUACAGGAGCAACAAGAUCCCUCCCCACCACUUACUCAUACAAGCCAUUCUUUUCUACAAGACCAUACCAGUCCUGGACAACAGCUCCGAUUACAGUGCCCGGGCCAGCCAAGUCAGGCUUCACUUCCUUAUCAAGUUCUUCCUCUAAUACGCCAUCAGCUUCUCCGUUAAAAUCAAUAUGGUCUGUUUCGACUCCUUCUCCAAUCAAAUCCACAUUAGGCGCAUCAACUACAUCUUCAGUUAAAUCCAUUAGUGACGUGGCAUCUCCAAUUAGAUCCUUUCGGACAAUUUCUUCGCCGAUAAAAACUGUGGUGUCACAAUCUCCAUACAAUAUCCAAGUUUCCUCUGGUACCCUGGCUAGAGCUCCCGCAGUCACGGAAGCUACGCCCUUAAAAGGGCUGGCAUCCAAUUCUACGUUUUCCUCUCGAACCUCUCCAGUGACUACAGCAGGGUCUCUUUUGGAGAGGUCAUCAAUUACUAUGACACCCCCUGCCUCCCCCAAAUCAAACAUUAAUAUGUAUUCCUCAAGUUUGCCAUUUAAGUCAAUUAUUACAUCAGCAGCACCGCUAAUAUCCUCACCUUUAAAGUCAGUGGUGUCUCCAGUUAAAUCAGCAGUUGAUGCCAUUUCAUCAGCCAAAGUUACAAUGGCGUCUUCCCUCUCAUCACCUGUGAAGCAGAUGCCUGGACAUGCAGAGGUAGCACUAGUCAAUGGAUCUAUUUCCCCCCUAAAAUAUCCAUCAUCUUCAACUUUAAUUAACGGAUGCAAAGCCACUGCCACGUUACAGGAAAAAAUUUCUACAGCUACAAACUCUGUGAGCUCUGUGGUCAAUGCAGCCGCUGACACAGUUGAGAAAGUGUUUUCUACCACGACUGCAAUGCCAUUUUCCCCACUCAGGUCUUACGUUUCUGCAGCACCAUCAGCUUUUCAGUCUUUAAGAACUCCUUCCGCAAGUGCACUCUACACAUCCCUUGGGUCGUCAAUCUCUGCAACUACCUCAUCUGUAACUUCAUCAAUUAUAACAGUGCCAGUAUACUCUGUAGUCAAUGUUUUGCCAGAACCAGCAUUAAAGAAACUUCCAGACUCUAAUUCAUUUACAAAAUCAGCAGCAGCCUUGCUGUCACCCAUUAAAACAUUGACUACGGAGACACGUCCUCAGCCUCAUUUCAGUCGAACUUCAUCUCCAGUUAAAUCAUCUUUGUUCCUUGCACCCUCUGCCCUUAAGUUGUCUACACCAUCUUCUUUAUCUUCCAGUCAGGAAAUACUAAAAGACGUGGCCGAAAUGAAAGAGGACCUAAUGCGGAUGACCGCAAUCCUACAGACAGAUGUGCCUGAGGAGAAGCCAUUCCAACCGGAACUCCCAAAAGAAGGGAGAAUUGAUGAUGAAGAACCUUUCAAAAUUGUUGAGAAAGUAAAGGAAGACUUAGUGAAAGUUAGUGAAAUCCUUAAAAAGGAUGUGUGUGUAGAUAGUAAAGGAUCACCCAAAUCACCAAAGAGUGACAAAGGACACUCUCCCGAAGAUGACUGGACAGAAUUUAGUUCUGAAGAAAUCCGAGAAGCGAGACAGCAGGCUGCCGCCAGCCAUUCUCCACCUCUGCCGGAGAGGGUGCAAGUAAAAGCAAAGGCCGCCUCCGAAAAGGAUUAUAACUUGACCAAAGUUAUUGAUUACCUAACAAAUGACAUUGGGAGUAGUUCACUGACAAACUUAAAAUACAAGUUUGAGGAUGCAAAGAAGGAUGGUGAGGAGAGACAGAAAAGAGUCUUAAAACCAGCAAUUGCAUUGCAGGAACACAAACUCAAAAUGCCUCCAGCCUCCAUGAGGCCCUCCACCUCUGAGAAAGAAUUGUGUAAAAUGGCCGAUUCCUUUUUUGGAACAGAUACUAUUUUAGAGUCUCCCGAUGACUUUUCUCAACAUGACCAAGAUAAAAGUCCCUUGUCUGACAGUGGCUUUGAAACAAGAAGUGAAAAGACACCUUCAGCCCCGCAAAGCGCUGAAAGCACGGGUCCCAAACCACUUUUUCAUGAAGUUCCCAUCCCUCCUGUCAUUACAGAAACAAGAACUGAAGUGGUUCACGUCAUCCGGAGCUAUGAGCCCUCAGCUGGGGAUGUUCCCCAGACCCAACCAGAGGAGCCUGUGUCACCUAAACCUUCACCCACAUUUAUGGAAUUGGAACCAAAGCCCACCACCUCUAGUAUUAAAGAAAAAGUUAAAGCAUUUCAAAUGAAAGCCAGUGGCGAAGAAGACGACCACAAUCGGGCCUUAAGCAAAGGCAUGCGUGUUAAAGAAGAGACUCACAUAACCACAACCACCAGAAUGGUUUAUCAUUCUCCACCAGGCGGUGAAGGUACAUCUGAAAGAAUUGAAGAAACCAUGUCAGUCCAUGACAUCAUGAAGGCCUUUCAGUCCGGGCGGGAUCCUUCCAAAGAGCUGGCAGGUCUGUUUGAACAUAAGUCGGCAGUGUCUCCAGACGUUCACAAGUCUGCUGCUGAAACCUCAGCCCAGCAUGCAGAGAAGGACAACCAAAUGAAACCCAAACUGGAGCGUAUAAUAGAAGUCCACAUCGAAAAAGGUAACCAAGCUGAGCCCACUGAAGUCAUUAUUAGAGAAACCAAAAAGCAUCCAGAAAAAGAAAUGUAUGUAUAUCAGAAAGACUUAUCCCGGGGAGAUAUUAACCUAAAAGAUUUUCUGCCAGAAAAACACGAUGCUUUUCCUUGUUCAGAGGAACAGGGUCAGCAAGAAGAAGAAGAACUUACUGCUGAAGAGUCAUUGCCUUCUUAUCUGGAGUCUUCCAGGGUAAACACUCCUGUGUCCCAAGAAGAAGAUAGCCGCCCUAGUUCUGCUCAGCUCAUAUCUGAUGACUCUUAUAAAACAUUGAAGCUUUUGAGUCAACACUCAAUAGAAUACCAUGACGAUGAGUUGUCAGAACUAAGAGGGGAGUCUUACAGGUUUGCUGAGAAAAUGCUUCUGUCAGAGAAGCUAGAUGUGUCUCAUUCUGAUACUGAGGAGUCGGUUACAGACCAUGCAGGACCCCCUAGCUCAGAGUUACAGGGGUCUGAUAAGCGGUCCAGAGAAAAAGUAGCCACUGCCCCCAAAAAAGAAAUUCUCUCCAAAAUCUAUAAAGAUGUUUCUGAAAAUGGUGUAGGUAAAGUGUCUAAAGAUGAGCAUUUUGAUAAAGUCACAGUGUUGCACUAUUCUGGCAAUGUUAGUAGUCCAAAACAUGCCAUGUGGAUGCGCUUUACUGAGGACAGAUUAGACAGAGGUAGAGAGAAGUUGAUAUAUGAAGAUAGGGUGGACAGGACUGUGAAGGAGGCAGAAGAAAAACUGACUGAAGUGUCACAGUUUUUUCGUGACAAAACUGAAAAGCUAAAUGAUGAACUGCAAUCCCCAGAGAAAAAGGCACGCCCUAAAAAUGGCAAAGAAUAUUCUUCUCAAAGCUCUACCAGUAGCAGCCCUGAGAAAGUACUGCUGACAGAACUGCUGGCAUCCAGUGAUGAAUGGGUUAAGGCAAGACAGCAUGGCCCUGAUGGACAAGGCUUCCCCAAGGCCGAGGAGAAGGCAUCCAGUCUGCCCAGCAGCCCAGAGAAGACGGCUCUCUCCCAACAGACUGAGGACAGCAAGUCCACAGUGGAAGCCAAAGGAAGUAUUUCACAGAGCAAAGCACCAGAUGGGCCCCAGUCUGGAUUCCAGCUCAAACAAUCUAAACUCAGUUCCAUUAGAUUAAAAUUUGAACAAGGCGCACAUGCAAAAAGUAAAGACAUGUCUCAAGAAGACAGAAAGUCAGAUGGCCAGUCCAGAAUCCCAGUUAAAAAAAUACAGGAGAGCAAGCUACCCGUCUACCAAGUUUUUGCUAGAGAAAAACAGCAGAAGGCCAUAGACCUCCCAGAUGAAAGUGUAUCUGUGCAAAAAGAUUUCAUGGUAUUAAAAGCCAAAGAUGAGCAUGCCCAGAGCAACGAAAUUGUUGUAAAUGAUUCUGGCUCUGAUAAUGUGAAAAAACAGAGAACUGAAAUGUCAAGUAAAGCAAUGCCUGACUCUUUUUCUGAGCAGCAGGCUAAAGACUUGGCAUGUCAUAUAACCUCAGAUUUAGCAACUAGGGGACCAUGGGACAAAAAGGUCUUUAGAACAUGGGAGAGUUCGGGAGCCACUAACAAUAAGUCUCAGAAAGAAAAACUUUCACAUGUACUUGUUCAUGAUGUAAGAGAAAAUCACAUUGGUCACCCUGAGAGUAAAAGUGUUGAUGAAAAGAAUGAAUUUAUGUCUGUGACUGAGAGAGAACACAGAUUGUUAACAAAUGGCUCUCUCUCAGAAAUUAAAGAAAUGACUGUAAAAUCUCCCUCCAAAAAAGUCUUAUAUAGGGAAUAUGUUGUGAAAGAAGGGGACCAUCCAGCUGGAUUGCUUGAUCAGCCUUGCAGGAGGAGCGAGAGCUCAGCAGUGUCACACAUUCCCGUCAGAGUUGCUGAUGAGAGGAGAAUGCUGUCUUCUAAUAUUCCCGAUGGUUUCUGUGAACAGUCGGCAUUUCCAAAACAUGAACUAUCACAAAAGUUGUCCCAGUCAAGCAUGAGUAAAGAGACAGUUGAGACACAGCACUUUAAUUCUAUAGAGGAUGAAAAAGUUACCUAUUCAGAAAUCAGCAAAGUUUCCAAACACCAGAGUUAUGUAGGUUUAUGCCCACCUCUCGAGGAAACUGAAACCUCGCCCACCAAAUCUCCUGAUUCUUUAGAGUUUAGCCCAGGAAGGGAAUCUCCCUCUAGUGAUGUAUUCGACCAUAGUCCCAUUGACGGAUUGGAAAAACUCGCACCACUAGCCCAGACAGAGGGAGGGAAAGAGAUAAAAACUUUACCCGUUUAUGUCAGUUUUGUACAAGUGGGGAAGCAAUAUGAAAAGGAGAUACAACAAGGAAGUGUAAAAAAAAUCAUAAGUCAGGAAUGUAAGACAGUACAAGAAACCAGGGGGACCUUUUAUACAACCAGACAGCAAAAGCAACCUCCUUCUCCCCAAGGUAGCCCAGAAGAUGAUACUCUAGAGCAAGUAUCCUUUCUAGACAGCUCUGGGAAAAGCCCUUUAACCCCAGAAACACCCAGUUCAGAGGAAGUGAGUUAUGAAUUUACAUCUAAGACACCUGACUCGCUCAUAGCUUAUAUACCAGGCAAACCCAGCCCAAUUCCCGAGGUUUCUGAGGAGUCAGAGGAGGAGGAACAGGCCAAGUCAGCCUCCCUAAAGCAGGCUACAGUGGAGGAGAUAGCAGUCGAGCGUGAAAUGCCUAAUGACGUGAGCAAAGACUCUAACCAAAGACCCAAAAGUAACAGAGUUGCCUAUAUUGAAUUUCCCCCUCCUCCACCACUGGAUGCAGACCAGAUUGAGUCAGAUAAGAAGCAUCAUUAUCUCCCAGAAAAAGAGGUUGACAUGAUUGAAGUCAAUCUGCAAGAUGAGCAUGACAAGUACCAGCUGGCUGAACCUGUCAUUAGAGUACAGCCACCUUCACCAGUUCCUCCCGGGGCAGACGUCAGUGAUUCCAGCGAUGACGAAUCUAUUUAUCAGCCAGUCCCAGUUAAAAAAUACACCUUCAAGUUAAAGGAAGUGGAUGACGAACAAAAAGAAAAACCCAAAGCUUCUGCUGAAAAGGCUUCCAACCAGAAAGAACUGGAAAGUAACGGAUCUGGAAAAGAUAACGAAUUUGGCCUUGGCCUUGAUUCACCUCAGAAUGAAACUGCCCAGAAUGGGAACAAUGACCAGUCCAUCACAGAGUGUUCCAUUGCCACCACAGCGGAGUUUUCUCAUGACACGGAUGCCACAGAGAUAGACUCUCUGGAUGGCUAUGACCUGCAAGAUGAAGAUGAUGGCUUAACAGAGAGCGAUUCUAAACUCCCUAGUCAAGCCCUGGAAAUUAAGAAAGAUAUAUGGAACACAGAGGGCAUUCUGAAGCCAGCUGACCGCUCUUUUAGCCAAAGUAAACUUGAAGUUAUCGAGGAGGAAGGAAAGGUGGGACCAGAUGAAGACAAGCCACCUUCUAAAAGUUCUUCAUCUGAAAAGACUCCUGAUAAGACUGAUCAGAAGUCAGGGGCCCAGUUCUUCACACUGGAAGGCAGACAUCCUGACCGAUCAGUGUUUCCUGAUACUUACUUCAGUUACAAAGUAGAUGAAGAGUUUGCCACUCCUUUUAAAACAGUAGCUACCAAAGGUCUAGAUUUUGACCCUUGGUCCAGUAACCGAGGGGACGAUGAAGUUUUUGACAGUAAAUCACGGGAAGAUGAAACUAAGCCAUUUGGGCUAGCUGUAGAAGACCGCUCUCCAGCAACAACCCCUGAUACAACGCCAGCCAGAACGCCAACUGAUGAAAGUACCCCAACUAGUGAGCCUAACCCCUUCCCAUUUCAUGAAGGAAAAAUGUUUGAGAUGACUCGCAGUGGUGCAAUUGACAUGAGCAAGAGGGAUUUUGUUGAAGAGAGGCUCCAAUUUUUCCAGAUUGGUCCACAGAGUCCAUGUGAACGGACAGAUAUCAGGAUGGCAAUAGUAGCCGACCACCUGGGACUUAGUUGGACAGAACUGGCAAGGGAACUGAAUUUUUCAGUGGAUGAAAUAAAUCAAAUACGUGUGGAAAACCCCAAUUCUUUAAUUUCUCAAAGCUUCAUGUUAUUAAAAAAAUGGGUUACCAGAGACGGAAAAAAUGCCACAACUGAUGCCUUAACUGCGGUCUUGACAAAAAUUAAUCGAAUAGAUAUAGUGACACUGCUAGAAGGACCAAUAUUUGAUUAUGGAAAUAUUUCAGGCACCAGAAGUUUUGCAGAUGAGAACAAUGUUUUCCAUGACCCUGUUGAUGGUUAUCCUUCCCUUCAAGUGGAACUGGAAACCCCCACAGGGUUGCACUACACACCACCUACCCCUUUGCAGCAAGAUGAUUAUUUUAGUGAUAUCUCUAGCAUAGAAUCUCCCUUUAGAACCCCCAGUAGACUGAGUGAUGGGCUAGUGCCUUCCCAGGGGAACAUAGAGCAUUCCACAGAUGGACCUCCAGUCGUAACUGCAGAAGACACUUCCUUAGAAGACAGCAAACUGGAAGACUCAGUGCCUUUAACAGAAAUGCCUGAAGCAGUGGAUGUAGAUGAGAGCCAGUUGGAGGAUGUAUGUCUGAGUGAGUAUCCUCAAUACCUCGGAAAUUUGGCUGGGGCCCCAAAAGAUGUUAAACCAGCACAGCCUAGAAAACUAGGAGUAAGCUCUGCACAGCAGGAGAAAGGAAAAUCUGGUCCUGAUGAGGAGAUGACGGAAGAGAAACUCAAAUCUCUAUUUGAGGACAUUCAACUUGAAGAAGGAGUAGAGUCUGAGGAGAUGACAGAAGAAAAAGUACAGGCUAUUCUUAAGCGUGUUCAGCAAGCAGAACUGGAAAUGUCUUCAAUUACAGGUUGGCAGAAUGAGACAUCAAGUGGAAACCUAGAAUUGCCUGCUCAAGCUCGAAGAGUAACUGGUGGGUUACUAGAUCGACUGGAUGACAGCCCUGACCAGUGUAGAGAUUCCAUUACCUCAUAUCUCAAAGGAGAAGCUGGAAAAUUUGAAGCAAAUGGAAGCCAUACAGAAAUCACUCCAGAAGCAAAGACAAAACCUUACUUUCCAGAAUCCCAAAAUGAUAUAGGAAAACAGAAUACUAAGGAAACUCUGAAACCAAAAAUACAUGGAUCUGGUCAUGUUGAAGAACCAGCAUCACCACUAGCAGCAUAUCAGAAAUCUCUAGAAGAAACCAGCAAGCUUGUAAUAGAAGAGACUAAACCCUGUGUGCCUGUCAGUAUGAAAAAGAUGAGUAGGACUUCUCCCCCAGAUGGCAAGCCAAGGCUUAACCUCCAUGAAGAAGAGGGGUCCAGUGGGUCUGAGCAAAAGCAGGGAGAAGUUUUUAAGGUGAAAGCGAAGAAAGAAAUCCGGCAUGUGGAAAAGAAGAGCCACUCGUAACAGCGAACGGAUCACAAGUUUUUACUGCCAGUAUUGAGAAAUUCAUGGAAGAAAUGUCAGCAGGAAGUAAAAAUUCACCGAGAAGCGUGUCUAUGUUCGCUGCUUCCACACAUUAAUGGCAUGAUUUUUUUUAUGCAAAAAGAAAAGAAAAAAAGAAAACCACCCACAUUUUAAUUUAGCAUGAGCCAAUGUACAGAGCAUGGAAAUCACUUUCAUUUCCGGAUUGGCGCGUGUGCAAUUAGCAAUGCAGUGUAUAUACAAGAAGCCAUGCUGUUAACAGUUUAUCUCAAGUGAUUUUGGUGUCAUUUACAAAAGGAAGAAAUUCCUGCCAUCAGAAGGAACAGAGGAGAUGGAAUGAUCAAGUCACAGAGAAACACUAAAAUUACUAAAUCUACAACAGCUCGCCUUAUUUUUCUUGGACCCAAACUGUCAGGGUAUAAACACUAUUUGUUUCUUUUUUAAAACAUCGAUAGUUUUGCUGUAAAUAGUAACACUGUAUAAAUUCUAACAGAAAAAUAGAAUAAAAUGUUGAUAAGGCACUGCCUCUUAGAACACAAAGAGAAUAUUGCAAAUGCAUUUAACAAAUAGGGGUCUCAAGUGACUUCACCCUAGAAGAGGAGGGCAGGGUUUGGGGGCGGGGGAGGGGGACUCUUCACUGAUUCUUGUAUAUUAGCAAUUAUAAUGUUUGUAUAUGCAAAACUGCUAGCUUGAUUUUAAAAAAACAAACCUUUAAAAUCUGCUGCAAAUUUAAAUAAUUCCCAAAAUGAGGAAUUCUGUAGUUCUGUGAAAAAAUUUUUUCUUCAGAAUACUAAUAUUUUGAUGCAUGUGUAUCACCUUAUUUUGAUUAAAUCUUUUCCAAUUUUGCAAACACUACAGUAUACUGCAACACAAAAGAUUUUAUCUGUAAACACAAAGCCCUUCAUCUAAUAUUUGUUGCUAUUGCCAAUUUUUCAAUGAAAUGAUCUAAAAACAAACAAAAAAAAAUAACCUAUACGGUAGUUGCUUUAGGGGGUGGGGGGGUGCUAUCUGUUAGUGCUUAAAAGGGGGUAAAUGCUUGCCGCUUUAGAGGUGGAUGGUGCUCAUAAGAGGCCCCAGUCGGGGGUAUUUAAAAUGGACUGAACAGAAAUCCUUAGCUAGUAGAAUGGCAGCACGCUGUAAAAUUAUUACUGUAUUGUGUACUGGCUAUAAGAUGUAGACACAUUUCAGUAAGCCAAUCAUUUGUAACCAUUUUAGCAGUGUCAUAUUAGGUUAAUAAGGCUGCUGUGUUUUAAAGGGCAUUUUUAUUUGGGUUUUGGUGAAAUUCUUUAAUUUGUUGAUUAUAUUCACAUAAAAUCAGCAUUCAUUGACACAUAACUCUAAUGACAUAUGUAUGAAAAACCAUACACUGGAUGACCUAGUCGAUUAUUUAAGCAUAAAAUAAAUUGUGUUAAACUCUUCACC